Drosophila busckii is the source of this 801-nucleotide messenger RNA. RefSeq names its product seminal metalloprotease 1. NCBI's taxonomy places the organism in Eukaryota, Metazoa, Arthropoda, Insecta, Diptera, Drosophilidae. The record is from RefSeq and is a predicted model, not a curated record. Gene Ontology annotation, molecular function: metalloendopeptidase activity; zinc ion binding. Gene Ontology annotation, biological process: proteolysis. The transcript is spliced from 2 exons. Bases 40 to 801 code for a protein of 253 amino acids.
AGCGUCAACUAAGCAAAGCAGUCGAUUUGUCAGUCAAGUAUGUGGCGGGCUGUGAUUUAUUGCCUUGCGCUCACGCCGCUGGCGCUUGCCAUGGAAGAAACUGAUCCAGAGCUGGCAGGUGGUUACUUUCAAGGCGACAUGCUGCUUACCGUACACCAACGAACUAACUCUGAUAAACCAAUUGAUCUGUGGCCGCAUAAUACAGUUUACUUUCGCCUAAGCGAUGAUAUAGAGCACGAUCAGUUGGAUUAUAUAUACAAAGCCAUGACAAUUAUCGAGGACAACAGCUGCAUUCAUUUCCAAGAAGCUUCUGCUUCGCAGCCAUACUAUGUUAACAUUAGCACCGAUCAAUCCUUUUGCUAUUCCUCCGUGGGCUUCAUAGGCGACGUGCAGCAGCUUAAUCUGGAGUCGUCUCCGCUGGGCACAAGGUGCUUUCGCCUGGGCACUGUGCUCCAUGAGAUGCUGCAUACGCUGGGCUUCAAUCACGAGCACUCCGCGCACAAUCGCGAUGAGUUCAUUGAACUAAUUAACGAGAAUAUUCAACCUGAUGCUACGGACAAUUUCGAGAAGGCUCCCAAAGGAAAAGAACAUAAAUACAGCGAUGUCUAUGACUACAACAGUGUUAUGCACUACAGGCACACGGCCUUUGGAAAAUUUGCAGACGCUAUAACUAUAGUGCCGGUUCAGCCGGGUGCCGAUGAUAUGGGCCAACGCGAGAAGAUGUCUGCCAUUGAUAUUUUAAAACUAAAUGCUUUGUAUGGUUGUCCACUUGAUGAAAUAAGCUCAGAAUCGAAAUUAUAA